Molecule: messenger RNA, 570 nt
Organism: Lactuca virosa
Lineage: Eukaryota; Viridiplantae; Streptophyta; Magnoliopsida; Asterales; Asteraceae
Source: the annotation of a GenBank genome assembly
AUGGCAAACAAUCAAAUCAUCAUUACCAUUUUCAUCCUCCUCGAAUUAGCCUUCUUGAAGGCAAACACCACCACCCAUGAGGUAGCCACCAGAUAUAGAGAUGACCCCAGAGAUGAGUACCCGCCGAGAGAUGACAUUAACACAGCCCGCGUUGUGGUGGAAGGAAAAGUGUAUUGCGAGAGAUGUAAAUACGGCGGACCAUGGUCUCUCUCCGGAGCUCAGCCAAUUGAGGCAGCCAGAGUCAGCGUUAUUUGCAAAAACUAUAAAAGACGACUGAGUUACUAUAAAACAUAUUCCACCGAUAAUGAUGGGUAUUUUUACGCAGAGCUUAAAGGUUUCAGGAUGUCCCAUUAUUUAUUGGAUCAUCCUCUUCAAAGUUGCCGUGUGAAACUGGUGUCAUCUCCUCUUGACCAUUGCAACCUUAUAUCGAAUGUCAACAAUGGCGUCGGUGGCUCACCUUUACGAUUUGAGAACAAGGUGUUGUUUAGGAGGAAUACUGAAACAGUCAUUUAUGCUUCUGGACCUUUGGCUUUUCGUCCUAAUGAUUGCUACGCACAAACCACUCCCUAA